Messenger RNA from Branchiostoma belcheri (Belcher's lancelet), 728 nucleotides. RefSeq names its product dentin sialophosphoprotein-like. The record is from RefSeq and is a predicted model, not a curated record. The transcript has a single exon. NCBI's taxonomy places the organism in Eukaryota, Metazoa, Chordata, Leptocardii, Amphioxiformes, Branchiostomatidae. Bases 28 to 696 code for a protein of 222 amino acids.
CAGUUGUACACGGAUGAGAGAGGAAGCAUGUCUUUCGUCUGCGAGGUAUGUGACAAAGAGUUUGCUCGUAAGUUCAACCUUGAUCGUCAUCAAGAAACCAAACACCGAGACGAGUCAGCUGUGACCUCGGAGGAAGUCGUCGUAGACCCCGAGACGGGAUCUUGCCGAAAGCGGGAUGUUUUUGACGACGACUCCGACAUGUCUCAUGACCAUGAGACGGACGCACUUGAUUCAUCGCCCGACAAGGAAGAUGAAGAAGACACCGAUGACGAAGAUGAGGCCUCAGUCAUGUCGGAAGAUGAAGUGACCGUCUCAGACGAAGAUGAGUCUGUUGUGGACUCUGAGGAGGCAGAUUCAACGACAGAAACCGACAGCGAUCAGAGUGAUUCAGAGAGUGACGCAAGCUCGGACGUAUCUUCCGACCCGGCUUCACCCGAUGACAAUGAAGAGUACGGCUACGACAGCGGUGACGAGGAAGAAGAGUGGACGCUCUUUCGAGACUGGACCAUUCGACUCACUCAAGAACCAGGCGAUGUCCCUCAACGCGUGAUCAAAGAGACAAAACGCGCUGGCAAAAAGAUUUAUCUUGUAGAGUUUGCCGCCUUGCCUCGUUACGGUUAUAACAUCGAAUACAGCAAGAACUGGGUCCCAGAACAGACACUGAUGAAAAAAUAUGGCUACCUCGUCCUGAAAUAAUGCAACAUCGUCCUCCUGCCUAUACAACGUAC